AUGAGACUCGCUACACUCCUUUUACUACCUGCUUGCGUUCUUGGUGCAAACAUCGCGGCGUAUUGGGGCCAGAACGCCGGAAUAAACCAGAAAUCGCUAGCUGAAUAUUGCUCGUCGUCACCGACGGAUAUCAUUCUACUUUCAUUUUUGAACAACUUUCCAAACUUGGGCUUGAAUUUUGCCAAUCAGUGCUCAAACAGUUUUGGAAAUGGCGUGCUACACUGUUCUCAGAUAGGCAAAGACAUUAAGACUUGUCAAAGCCAGGGUAAGAUCAUUUUGUUGUCGUUAGGUGGCGAAUCUGGCAGUUAUGGCUUCUCCUCGGAUUCACAAGCUCAGGAGUUUGCAACUACAUUGUGGAACAAGUUCGGUGGCGGAACAGACAGCGAGAGACCCUUCGACGAUGCCAUAGUGGAUGGGUUCGACUUUGACAUUGAAAACAAGAAACAAACGGGCUACGCUGCAUUAGCAAACAAGCUUAGAAAGUACUUUGCCAGCUCUUCCAAGAAGUACUACUUGUCAGCCGCUCCUCAAUGUCCCUACCCUGAUGAAUCGGUUGGUGAAUUGAUGGCUCAAGUCGACCUCGAUUUUGCAUUCAUCCAGUUCUACAACAACUACUGCUCAAUCAACAAGCAGUUUAACUGGGACACAUGGAGUCAGUAUGCAUCAGGCAAAAACAUCAAAUUGUAUUUAGGCGUUCCAGGAUCGUCAUCUUCGGCUGGCUCGGGGUAUGUCGAUUCCAACACCCUUCAAAACACCAUAUCAAAUAUAAAGUCUGAUCCACACUUUGGCGGGGUUUCCGUGUGGGACAUUUCGUCAGCCCCACAAGGUUUCAUGAAUCAAAUAAGCCAAGCUUUGGCGGGAUCUUUGCCAGCACAACCAUCGACCAACACUUGGUCAGCCACUCUCAUACCAACCACACUUUCAACAGUCUAUCAAACACCGCCCAAACCGUCACACGAUACCCCUACUUCAACUACGUCGACGGCCAACUUCUGGGGUUGGUUGGGUGGCCUUUUCAGUUCUGCAGCCCCAACAUCCGUCGCUCACCAACCGCCUACAACACAACUACCAGCUCCCGCAGUGACUAGCACUUCUACAUUUGACUGGUGGGGUCUAUUUGGAGCACAGACGACGUCUACGGCCCCCUCAGCAGCCACGGCUGCUCCAGCUGCCCCAGCUGCGCCUGUAAGCCAGGUCAGAGUCACAAACUAUGUCACGUUAACAACAACGGUGAUUAGUUGA
Messenger RNA from Lodderomyces beijingensis, 1242 nucleotides. NCBI's taxonomy places the organism in Eukaryota, Fungi, Ascomycota, Pichiomycetes, Serinales, Debaryomycetaceae. The record is from the annotation of a GenBank genome assembly.